AAAAGAGUGCGUUUGGGUUAUUUUUACUUGCACUCGAGAACGAAGUCGAGAAAGAACCAAGAUUUUGUGCGAAAUUAAGGGAGACAUUCGCAGUGGUUGGAAAAGAAUCCUGGAUCAAUACAAAAGAAGAGUAUCGGAAUAUUUUCGAUAGUCUUGUCAAUGAAUUCGCCUCUCAAUAA
Molecule: messenger RNA, 179 nt
Organism: Ambispora gerdemannii
Lineage: Eukaryota; Fungi; Glomeromycota; Glomeromycetes; Archaeosporales; Ambisporaceae
Source: the annotation of a GenBank genome assembly